AUGCCGGCACCAACCAUUCCUGCUGGGUCGAAUCGUGCCGAAGAAGAUAUGGACCCAUGGCAGGAGCCGGUCAAGAGCAUAGAGCUGGAGCUCCCGGAUGAUCGGCUUUCCGUGAUGGAGCACGAGUUCGCUUUGCUGCGGAAGCAGCUGCAGUCGGAGCUGCAGCAGGUCACGGCCCGAUUGCGGGUCGUGGAGGCACAGCUAACUGCCGGGAGCCACACCGUCAAGGCUGCGCCCACUGAUGAGACGAAAGUCGUCCACGACUACAGUCUCCCUCUUGACACUGCGACCCUGACCCUGGAGGUGAAUGAUGCAAACCAGGCCGACACAGAGGAUGCUAGCGGCCAGAGGUCGAGUCGGAGUAGGACGGUUCAGGAGUUCACUGAGGUGUCGUUCGAGGAGAGUGCCUGGAGUAUUCCCCUCCUCGCUGGAUUGAUCGAUGUCGGCAUUUUCGACACGAUGUUUGCAAGUGCCUUGGUUUUUCUGAACCUCGGGAUGCAGUCGGCGUUUUCCAUCAUUCUGCUGACCCCUGCCUUCAUGGGCGAUGAGUUUGAGAGCAAGAUCCAGAGCGCCCAGUUGUGGCGGACGAGCGUGGCUCAUGAUGAGAGGUACAUGGACUUAGCUGGUACCAGCCUGGUUACUCGAGUUUGCAACGGCGAUGGGUCAGUGAUUCUAUCGACCGUGCAAGCCACUCUGGUUGAGCAUGUCAACAGCUUCCUUGGCAUGGAAAAGGACGAGUUUACUCUUCCGGCUUUCCGGCCGGGAAUUCUUCUCUGCAUGCUCUGCAUUGUGCUUUGGACGCUGUGCAUUCUCAAGGAGUUCCGACGAAUUUGGGUGCAGCUGGAAGCAGCCGCUGGAAUUCCAAAGGCACUUGCGACCUCUUUCGGCGAGAACACCUUCGAAGCUAUGUCGUGGGGUCGCUUCUGCCUGCUUUUGUUGACCUAUGCCUGCCGAACUGUCAUUGCUACCGUCCUGCUUGUGGCUGGAAUCUUGUGGCUGGCAAGGACAACUUCCAUUUCGGAGCUCAUGUUGAACGCCGUGGCGUUGAAUGCAAUUCUGGAUGUCGAUGAGUUUCUCUUUGUGGGCAUGACGCCAAUUAAAAUCCAGCAUGCCAUCCAGAGCCUGGAGCCCAUGAAGGUGAAAUACAGCCGACGGCGGAGCGAGUGCGAAUCCAUGGUUCAUUUCCUGGGCCUCGUGAUUUUGGUCUCUUCAACGUAUUUCUUCCAGCUGGCGCCCCUUACCGAAGCUAUGCUCGACCUGAAGAAUGAGCUGUGCGGUGGCAAUCAAAGUUUCGUGGUUGGUUUCAACCCCGAAACUCAGCUCACUCACGGCCUGGUCACGCCGACUGCGUUGGAAAUUGGCAGAAAUCUGACACUCAGCGAGUUGGGAGUCCAAGCUCACAAGGCCACCUCGCCGGAGACGACACCCGGACAAAUUCCAACCUAUCUUAUCUUCUCUACAGACAAGAGUUCUUUCAGUAAUGACAAUGCCCGAAGUAUCGAACAAGAGAGUGGAAUGAUCCCCUUUUGCACUGAGACCUCGAUCCUGAAGCCAGAUGGUCUGUAUCAUAGCGAUUUUGCGCUACAGGAGUUCACGAUGGUUCUAAUCAGGAAUGCUGCAGCCAGUGUUGGACUCCAUGAUGCGCGAAGUUGCGAGGAGAUGCGCGGCAUGUGUAGCGGCGUGGAGAGCCGCCUGUUGCGAAUGGUAUGCGGCGAAACGUGCGGAUGCACAGAUCCUUACAGCAGCGCUUGGUACAAGGUCGCGGCACAAGGAUGUCAGCCACCAUGUUUACAGCUUGCACAGGCGAGUUUGAGCGGAGGCUCGUGCGAAGAUUCAGCCAAUGACGAAGACUGGAAAGCUUUCUGGAGAAUCUAUCCAGACGCAGUAUCGCACUACUUCAGUGCAGAUGUUACGCAAACUCUUCUUUGGCCUUUUGCCAACCAAACAAUCAGUGCAAUGCUGCAAGACGGAUGUGCAGCGCUGCUGCAGUUUCCGACCGAUGUAAUGACCACUGCCGAAUGGUGCUCCGGGAUGCCGCAGCUCUUUCGACCUUUGUCUGCCGUCUGUCCUCAAAGUUGUGGCUGUGGGCAACGAGCCGAUCUCACGCACUGCCCCGCCAGCUGCGCCUCUGGCAACUCCUCGAAUUGA
This is a messenger RNA of Symbiodinium sp. CCMP2592, 2148 nucleotides long. Lineage: Eukaryota; Dinophyceae; Suessiales; Symbiodiniaceae. The record is from the annotation of a GenBank genome assembly.